Molecule: messenger RNA, 1431 nt
Organism: Aptenodytes forsteri (emperor penguin)
Lineage: Eukaryota; Metazoa; Chordata; Aves; Sphenisciformes; Spheniscidae
Gene: HYAL3
Product: hyaluronoglucosaminidase 3
Exons: 5
Coding region: 1-1431 (476 amino acids)
Biological process (GO): carbohydrate metabolic process; hyaluronan catabolic process
Cellular component (GO): acrosomal vesicle
Molecular function (GO): hyalurononglucosaminidase activity
Source: RefSeq, a predicted model, not a curated record
AUGGUGCUGGUGCUGGCGCUGUGGGCCUGCCUGGUGCUGGGCAUGGCUGAUGGGGAGGGCCCGGCACCAGAGCCCCUGGUGGGCGACCAGCCCUUUGCCGUGGUGUGGAAUAUCCCCGCCAGCCGCUGCCAGCGCCGCUUUGGCGUGGGGCUGCCCCUCAGCGACUACGGCAUCGUGGAGAAUCAGGAUGGCCGCUUCGCAGGCCAGAACAUCACCAUCUUCUACAAGAACAAGUUUGGGUUGUACCCCUACCUGUCGCAGCAGGGCAUCCCCCGCAACGGGGGCAUCCCCCAGCGGGUCCCCCUCGGCGCCCACCUCGCCAGGGCGGCCAGGGACAUCCGCCUCCUCCUGCGCCCUGCUUUCCACGGCCUGGCCGUGGUGGACUGGGAGGAGUGGAGGCCCCUCUGGGCCCAAAACUGGGGGGCCAAGCGGAUCUACCGGGUGGCCUCGGAGCAGUGGGUACGGGACCGGCACGGCCUCCUGCCAGCACGGCAGCGGCUCCGGCUGGCCCGGCGGGAGUUUCAGCGGGCGGCACAGGCUCUGAUGGAGGAGACGCUUCUCCUGGGCCGGACCCUGCGCCCAGGGGGGCUCUGGGGUUUCUACCGCUUCCCAGACUGCUUUAACAGCAACUGGGCCAAGAAGGCCAACUACACUGGGCAGUGCCGGCCAGCAGAGGUGCAGCGCAACAACCUGCUGGGCUGGUUCUGGGCCGCCUCGGCCGCCCUCUACCCCAGCAUCUACCUACCGCCGGCGCUGCCGCCCGCCCUGCGCCAGCGCUACGUGCACCACCGGCUGCGCGAGGCCCUGCGCGUGGCUGCCUUCGGGGCCAACGGCCUCCUGCCCGUGGUCGCCUACUCUCGCCUUUCCUUCCGCCGCUCGCCCCGAUUCCUGGAGCUGGCUGACCUGGUGCAUACCAUCGGGGAGAGCGCAGCGCUGGGUGCAGCCGGACUCGUGCUCUGGGGAGACAUGUCGUACUCCCGCUCGGCUGAGAGCUGUGCCAGUUUGCGCCACUAUCUCAUGUUCACUCUGGGUCCCUACGUGGCCAACGUGACGGCGGCAGCCCGGGAGUGCAGCUACGGGCAGUGCCACGGGCACGGGCGCUGCGUGCGCCGGCAGCCCCACGACCUGGGCAGCCUCCUGCACCUUGGCCCCGGCACCGGCCCGCCGGCCUCUUUCCGCUGCCACCGCUACCCCCACAGCAUGGGAAGGGCCGAGGGUGCCACGCCAGCAGAGCCUGGGGACCCUGACGGCAGCGAGCCUGGAGCCAUCAGCCUGCGCCCCGUGGAGUCCAUCAGCGACCUGCACUGGGCCUCGGGCGGGCAGAAGGGCGCCGAGGGCUGCCAGAGAAAGAGAUGGGGCUGCAAGGACUGGCACCCGCCCCAGUCACAGCCCUUCCUCUUCACAAUAAGGCAGAAGGCACCCUCCAAUUAG